This is a messenger RNA of Anolis carolinensis (green anole), 4430 nucleotides long. RefSeq names its product fibrinogen C domain containing 1 (gene fibcd1). The transcript has 7 exons. NCBI's taxonomy places the organism in Eukaryota, Metazoa, Chordata, Lepidosauria, Squamata, Anolidae. The record is from RefSeq and is a predicted model, not a curated record. The coding region runs from base 339 to 1742 and encodes 467 amino acids.
CCCCUGAGUGAAAGCAGAAGCGAAGAGAGAGAGAGAGAGAGAGAAGGAAGGAGGAAAAGAAGAAGAGGAGGAGGUGGUGGGAGCUUGUCCAGGCUCCUAAAGGAAGAGAAGGAGGGAGGGAGGGUCUCCCCGGCACCAGCAGCCCCUCCCCUCCCCUCCCCUCCUUCCCUCUCCGGAGGGUCUCCUCCCCCCCUUCCUUCCUUCCUUCUUUCCCUGCCUGAGCUUCCCGGGGAGAAACUGCCAGAGGAGCCUCAGCAGAAGAAGGAGGAGAAGAAGGAAGAGAAGCAGGGCUGGAGGGGGGUCCCCACUGGCCCCGGAGACCCUCCGGCCCCCCCAAGAUGGUCAACGAGCGCUGGAAGAACGUGGGGGGCUCUGCUCCGCUGGAGGACGGACCCCAAGAGAAGUCCCAGAGAAUGAGCUGCGGCUACAUCCUGUGCACGGUGCUGCUCUCCGUGGCCGUGCUGCUGGCGGUGACGGUCACGGGCGCCAUCCUGCUCAUGAACCACUACCACGCGCCGGUCACGGACUCCCCGCCGAUCAUCAGCACCAACCCGGACGAGAGCGGCGCCCUGGUGACGAUCGAGCGGGCGUCCGACGGCUCCCGCGUCAACGUCUUCCUGGAGCCCCGCUGCCCCGAGCGGGAGGCCCACGGCGGGUCCGGCACCGGGGUGUCCCGCCUGGAGGGGCUGCAGUCCUCGCUCCUGAGGGCCGUGACGGACCACAGCCUGGAGACCAAGGCCGCCAAGGGCCAGGAGCGGGCCCUGCUGGCCGGCCUCUCGGACGAGGUCUCCAAGGUGCUGGCCCAGGCCGCCCAGCUCCGGGCCGAGUGCGAGGGGCUCAAGAAGGGCCACGGCGCCCUGGGGCAGGAGCUCAGCGCCCUCCAGAACGAGCAGGGACGCCUCAUCCAGCUGCUUUCGGAGAGUCAGACCAACAUGGCCCGGCUGGUCACGUCGGUCAGCGACAUCCUGGACACGUUGCAGAAGGAGCGUGGUUUGGCGAGGCCAAAGGCCAAAGCGGACCUCCAGAAGCCGCCGUCCCGAAGCGCAAAGCCCAAAGGAUGCUCCAACGGCUCUCGGCCUCGGGACUGCUUUGACCUCUAUGUAAACGGACAGCAAGAGGACGGGGUCUUCUCCGUCUUCCCCACUCACGCUCCGGAAGGCUUCCCGGUCUACUGCGACAUGACCACCGACGGCGGCGGAUGGACGGUCUUCCAGCGGCGCGAGGACGGAUCUGUGAACUUCUUCCGUGGAUGGGAAGCCUAUCGAGACGGGUUCGGGAAGCUCACCGGGGAGCAUUGGCUAGGCUUGAAACGGAUCAAUGCCUUGACCACACAAGCCGCCUAUGAGCUGCGCAUUGAUCUGGAGGACUUUGAGAACGAGACGGCCUAUGCGCACUACGGCACCUUCUCGGUGGGCCUGUUCUCGGUGGACCCCGAGGAAGACGGAUACCCCAUCACCAUUGCCGACUAUUCCGGGACGGCAGGAGACUCCUUCUUGAAGCACAACGGCAUGCGCUUCACCACCAAGGACCUGGACAACGACCACUCGGACAACAACUGCGCCACCUUCUACCACGGGGCCUGGUGGUACCGCAACUGCCACACCUCCAACCUGAACGGCCAGUACCUCAAGGGCCAGCACAGCUCGUACGCCGACGGCGUGGAGUGGUCCUCCUGGACCGGGUGGCAGUACUCCCUCAAGUUCACUGAGAUGAAGAUCCGGCCCGCCCGGGAGGAGAACUAGCUGCGAAUCCCCUCCGCCGUGCCCCUCUCUUCCCCUCCGAGACCCCUGAUCCACUGACCUGACCCACUGACCCCCGUAGCUCAGUGUCUUUUUUUGUCUGAGUCCGGGGAUACAAUGCUGUCCCUUCUGAAGGUAACUCUUUGUCGGUGCUGAAUCCAAAUGUGUUCUUUCGAGCCAGCAAUCUCUCAUUACGGGGAGUCUUAGAUCUCACACGUUCACCUUCCCUUUUUUGUAAAAAAAAAGAUGCUUUAAUAUCCAAAGAAUGGGAAUGCGAGGGGUGUUUUUUGUUUGGGUCUGAGCACAUCCAUCCACUGUAGGUUAGGCCUUCCGUCUGCGGUUGUUUAGUAGGUCCAAUGCAAGGGAAGGCCGGAGGCGUUUGAAAGCAAUCGGCGAGAUCCCUGUUGUACCAUCACACAAAACAAGAGCGGAUUUUACAGACAGAGCCGGCCCUAGGUAAUUUUCAAGUGUAAGCAAACAGUAUUUUUGGCGCCAGCCCCAAAAACAAAUCACUCGCUGCUUCUCUCUUCGUUGAGCCCCCGGCCUCGUCCCUUGCAACAAGGAAGGGGGUCGGGACUUUGGGAAGAAGAGAAGCUGUGUUUCUCUCCCUCUUUUUGCAGCUGGACGCCUGGAUGCACCUCAACUGGCGUCUUCUGCAAAUGCGUAGUUCGCUUACGGCUUGAGCCGCCCCUGUUUACAGAUGCACUCUCCUUUUUAUGUUUGUUGGUGCACAAAGGCUGGGAGAUCCUCCAACAGACAGUUGGCUCUGGCUCCUGUUUUGGAGCGAAUAAGAAACGCUUGGAUCUUCUUGCUGCUAAGGGAAUUGCAAGCCAAUGGGUGAGCUGCACUCUUUCUGCAGAGAGAAAGAAACACAGCAAAACAAGACUAGAAAGAAGGCAUAUAGUGUCGAGACAGCUUCCGAAAGCCACGUUUCUUGAGAAGAGGACCAAAACGUCGUUUUGAAAAGCACAUAAUCAUUGAAUCCAGCGAGCCGCAUCUAGCCUCAAUUGCCCAUCGACUGGCGGUCCAACCACAACGCAAAGUCAUAUUUUCUAGACAUGUCCAAAAAAUCGUUUUGAAUCGUAUAUCGGAAUUAUUUCAGAUUGUUCUCGCUUUUUGAUACGCAUUCCGAGACAUUGUCUCACAGCGCAACCAGCAAUGUAAUUCAAACCAUUGUUGGCCCAUUCUCUAAUUGUCUCUUAAUGUUUCGUUAAUAUUUUUCCCCAAUUUUUUUUGUUAAAUAUAUAUUAAAAAUAUUUUAAUUUUUUUUUCAUUUCUUCAACCUACUUUGAAUGGGAGCUUAGCGCAGCCUAACAUGGCUGCCGCUCCCCGGCCAAUCAGAAGCUUCCACGAUGGACGCAAAGGUGGGGGCUAACGUCCUCUGCGUCCACAUGGAAGAUUGCCAUACAAGCCCGGUGUGUAGCGAUUGCGCAUGCGCGUCCGCCAUUUUAGAAACAUUUAGAAUCAUUACGAAUUUUUGGAAAUAUCUGAAAUUUUUGGGUGAAAAAAUCGGAAAUACUUUCUAUAUCGAAGCGCCAGCCCCCCCCCCCCCCUACUUUAGAAACGAGAAUUGGAACAUUUUUUUCAUCGAUCGGACAUGCCUAAUAUUUUCCUUGAAUAUUUCAUUCAGUCCCUACUAUUGGUUUAUGCAGCUGGGCAAAGGCAUUGGAAAGGUUGGAGCACCGUCUCUGGGUUUUGUGGUUACGAGAUCCUAAAUUAGAUUUCCAGGACCCUAGCUUUAGGAGGAUUAUGGUUUUAUGGCCAUGAAUGACUGCAGAAUUGCACUGGAUUCCGGUGUCUUUAGGCCUUUUCUAGGUCCUCCAUUGCGAUUCCGCGGUCUUCAGAGCUCAGAAAUGACAGGGUAGCCUCACAAAAGUGCCAGCUGCCCGCCUAACAAGCAGGCAGCAGCUCCCUUCCGAUGAGCCAUACACCUGUUAAAAUUCUCAUUUCUCCCAAUUACGGUCUUGUCGAGUCAAUCAAAGGGGACUUUUUCUUUCGUGAGUUACGGGCAGCGUCAGAAAUUGAGCCUUUGAAGAUCUCCCUGCCUUCCUUCCUUCCUUGUCUUUUCUUCUCUUCUUUUGUUCUUUUUUUUUUCUUCCUCCUUCGGCUCGGCAGAAAACGGGAUUGCCAAAGAGGCUUUUGAGCAAACGCCGCAGCGCCCGGCGCACCAAUGGCCAGAGAGUUAGCGGGCCAAGCUGUUCCCGUCAAGCCCAGAUGUUCCAAAUUGGGACAAUUGCCCAGGUUUGAUGCAAACCGCAAUCCCCUUGGCUGUGAAGGGAUAGAUCUCGCUGGGAAGAAGAAUUUAUUUGGCAGGUAAAGGCGGCUCGAGGUGGGCGGAUGGGAGGAAGGAAUUGCAUCCCUGUCGCAAAGGAGAGAAAUGGGCUGCUCCGGGAAAGCUCCUCCAUCUCCGUCGUGUCAGAACAUGUUUCGAAUUUGAGUUUCCUUCCAAUGUCUACCUCCCCACGAUUAAAAAAAAAAAGGGAAUCUGCAAUUCCAUGGGAGUUGCGAGGGAAGAAGACAGCUUUUGGAAAUGUCGGCAAGGGAGCCGGGUUCGGGGCUGAACGUUGUGGCAAAUGACCCGCUGCAUGCCGAUCGGGGGAAGUAGAUCUAGCGUGUGAUUGGUGUCCGGUGCUGUAACCUUUGGACUUGCUCAAACUCCUUAAUAAUAAAAAAGGAACUCAUUAUUAUGUA